Messenger RNA from Brachypodium distachyon (stiff brome), 2551 nucleotides. RefSeq names its product casein kinase 1-like protein HD16. Gene Ontology annotation, biological process: endocytosis; signal transduction; peptidyl-serine phosphorylation. Gene Ontology annotation, molecular function: protein serine/threonine kinase activity; ATP binding. The transcript has 16 exons. The coding region runs from base 296 to 2110 and encodes 604 amino acids. Gene Ontology annotation, cellular component: nucleus; cytoplasm. NCBI's taxonomy places the organism in Eukaryota, Viridiplantae, Streptophyta, Magnoliopsida, Poales, Poaceae. The record is from RefSeq and is a predicted model, not a curated record.
CACACGGGACUGACUACGAAAGAUCGGCAGACACUACUCCAGAAGUUUCCAUCCCCCCCUCCGCUCGCUUUCCAGUUUGUUCUCUUCUCUCCCAUUCCUCCCCGGCUCCCCGUCGCCGACCACCCCCUCCUCCUCCUCCACAUCCUCGCCAGCACCCAGUCAAAUCUAGCCCUAGCCACCCCGAGGCCUUGUCGUCGAAGCAAGCACCCCCCUGCCGCCGCCGCCGCAGCAGCAGCAGCAGCAGCAGCGGACGCCGUAGAUUCAGAGCUUCGUGCGGGGCUCACGCAGGGCGGGGAUGGACGACGUGGACAGCGUCGUCCGGAGCGCAGACAAGGCCGACGCUCCCCCCGGCGACGACGGUAGCUCCACGCCGCUCCCUGAGACGAUUCAGAUUGGCCUUUCACCUACCUACAAACUUGAUAGAAAGCUUGGAAAAGGAGGAUUUGGGCAAGUAUAUGUUGGUCGUCGUAUUUCCACUCCUACCAGGACACCUGGUGCAAAUGCUUUGGAGGUUGCAAUAAAAUUUGAACACCGAACAAGCAAAGGCUGCAGUUAUGGAGCUCCUUAUGAGUGGCAAGUUUACAACACUCUUAGCGGGAUUCAUGGUGUGCCAAGAGUACACUUCAAGGGGAAGCAAGCAGAUUAUUAUAUCAUGAUUAUGGACAUGUUAGGACCAAGCCUGUGGGAUGUGUGGAAUAAUAAUUCCCACUCAAUGUCUGUUGAAAUGGUUGCCUGUAUUGCUAUAGAAGCAAUUUCCAUACUGGAGAAGAUGCACUCAAAAGGGUAUGUCCAUGGUGAUGUAAAACCUGAGAACUUUUUGCUUGGACCUCCAGGCACCCUGCAAGAGAAGAAACUUUUCCUUGUUGACCUUGGAUUAGCCACUAAAUGGAAAGACACUGGUACUGGAGAACUUGUUGAAUAUGACCAGAGGCCUGAUGUCUUCAGGGGAACUGUACGGUAUGCUAGUGUGCAUGCCCACUUGGGAAGAACUGGAAGCAGGAGAGAUGACCUUGAGUCUCUUGCAUACACACUUGUUUUUCUUCUGCGUGGUCGUCUUCCUUGGCAAGGAUACCAGGGAGAAAAUAAAGGUUUCCUUGUUUGCAAGAAAAAGAUGGCAACAUCUCCAGAAUCUUUGUGUUGCUUUUGUCCCCAACCUUUCAGGCAAUUUCUUGAGUAUGUUGUGAACUUAAAGUUUGAUGAAGAACCAAAUUAUGCAAAGUGCAUCUCUCUUUUUGAUGGCAUUGUUGGUCCAAAUCCAGAUAUAAGGCCAAUCAACACUGACGGCGCUCAGAAGCUUAUAUAUCAGGUUGGUCAGAAGAGAGGUCGUCUCACGAUGGAGGAAGAUGAAGAUGACCAACCCAAGAAGAAGAUCAGGAUGGGGAUGCCUGCAACACAAUGGGUUAGUGUUUACAACGCAAGGCGACCUAUGAAGCAGAGGUACCACUAUAAUGUUGCAGAUGGUAGGUUAGCACAGCAUAUUUCAAAAGGAAAUGAAGAUGGCUUGUUUAUAAGCUCAGUCGCAUCUUGUUCAAAUCUAUGGGCUCUAAUAAUGGAUGCCGGUACUGGCUUUACUUCUCAAGUAUAUGAGCUUUCUCCAUAUUUUCUUCACAAGGAAUGGAUAAUGGAGCAGUGGGAGAGAAACUUCUAUAUCACUGCGUUGGCAGGUGCAAACAAUGGCAGUUCUGUGGUGGUCAUGUCAAGAGGAACACAAUAUGCCCAGCAAUCCUAUAAAGUAAGCGACUCAUUUCCCUUCAAGUGGAUAAACAAAAAGUGGAAGGAGGGUUUCUACGUCACAGCUAUGGCCACCGCAGGAAGCCGGUGGGCAGUCGUCAUGUCCCGGAAUGCUGGCUUUGUAGAUCAGGUUGUGGAGCUUGACUUCUUAUAUCCAAGCGAGGGAGUUCAUCGGCGUUGGGAUAAUGGUUAUCGCAUCACUGCGACUGCUGCUACAUGGGAUCAGACAGCCCUUAUCUUGAGCAUCCCCAGAAGAAAGCCUGCUGAUGAAACACAGGAAACCCUAAGAACAUCCGCUUUCCCCAGCCAGCAUGUGAAGGAGAAAUGGGGGAAAAAUCUCUACUUAGCCUCCAUCUGCUAUGGAAGAACAGUAUCAUAAGGUCCGUCCUGUCUGGCUGGUUUGUAGAGUUUAUUUGUCCACUGCCUGCCGGGUUUACAAUUAGAUGGUGGAAUUUUGAAGGGCAAGGAUAUCUCUAAUUUACUUAUAAUUAACAGAGUUCAUAGAUCAUAGAUGGCAAAGCCUGCUGUGUUUUUUUGAUAGGUUUAGUGUAUGUUGUGGUGCUGGGUUGUUGCACUCCUUGUCCAUAGAAUGUCAAAACUGUUGUAUUGUAAGUUUAAGCCUUGCUUGCCCAUCAUACAUAUAGUCUAAGUUAGAUAUAUUUAACCCGUGAGGUAGGUCACGACUAACAAACUGUACAAAGUCGUCUUCAUGUCUGGACUGCGUCAAAGUUAUCUUGUGUGAUUUAUUAAAUUAUGCUUGACUGAGACUAUGAGCUAACAGGUUGUCUCUGUAUUACAUGGAUUGAGUUACUUUUGAUUA